Molecule: messenger RNA, 2528 nt
Organism: Nymphaea colorata (pocket water lily)
Lineage: Eukaryota; Viridiplantae; Streptophyta; Magnoliopsida; Nymphaeales; Nymphaeaceae
Product: phosphate transporter PHO1 homolog 1-like
Exons: 14
Coding region: 1-2421 (806 amino acids)
Biological process (GO): cellular response to phosphate starvation; phosphate ion transport
Cellular component (GO): trans-Golgi network; plasma membrane; cytoplasm
Molecular function (GO): inositol hexakisphosphate binding
Source: RefSeq, a predicted model, not a curated record
AUGGUGAAGUUCUCCAAGCAGUUUGAGGCUCAACUGGUUCCCGAGUGGAAAGAAGCCUUUGUGGACUACAGACAACUGAAGAAAGAGUUAAGGAAACUACAAAGGUUGAAACAAAACCAAGAGAAGGAAGCAUUAACAGUCACUAAAGAUGCCAGGAAGAGGACCUCCUGCUUCUCCUUGUCCUCUUUCCCACGCAUGUCACCUCUCGUUCGUCGACUCUGUGGCCGUUCACCUAAGGACCACGGAGCCAUACAGGUGCAUAGGAAGCUUACCAGCUCUGCUAGCAGAGGCGACGUAUACGAGACCGAACUGUUGGAGCAGUUCUUUGAUGCGGAGGCAGCAAUGGACUUCUUCUCAAUGCUUGACGCGCAGCUCAACAAGGUUAAUCAGUUCUAUAAGGGCAAAGAGAAAGAGUAUUUGGACAGAGGAGAGAGUCUAGAGAAACAGAUGCUGAUCCUCACAGAGCUGAAGGCCACACUCAAGCAGCAGCAGUACAGUAAGCUAGGCUCUGUGCCCAAGGAGGAAGAUCCUUCCAUCUCUAGCAGUUCUAUGUCAUUGCAGUGUGGAUUUAGCACAGAGGAAGAAGAGUCAACGAGAACAGAGGCCGUAGAUCUUCAAGAUCAACCGCUAAGUCUCACCAAAUCAGAUUUGGAGAAGUUUGAUGGUGCCUCACUCGGUGAAUGGACUCAGUUGGAUCAGAGCACCGGUGUGAAGAGGGAUGAGAAGAAGCUGGGAAUUUCCAAGAGUUUCUCAGCAAGGACGUUCAGUUGUCAAGGGAGGAACUUGAGGAUGGAGAUACCACUGACGACGCCCUCGAGAGCGCUCUCUGCUCUCAGUUUAGCAUGGGAAGACUUGGUGAGCCAGUAUAAGAAAUGUGGCUCAGAUGGUACCAAGCUCAAGGUAAACAAAGCGACGCUGCAGCAUGCAGAGAAGAUGAUAAAGAGAGCAUUUAUUGAACUCUACAAAGGACUGGAUUACCUAAGGACUUUUAGGACUCUGAAUAUGUCGGCCUUUAUGAAGAUCCUGAAGAAGUUUGAUAAGGUGACAAACCAACAAAUACUGCCAAUUUAUCUUAGGGUUGUUGAGAGCUCAUACUUCAAUAUCUCAGACAAGGCACUGAAGAAAGCUGACGAGGUUGAGGAGGCCUUUGCUGAGCACUUCAUGGACAAUGACCAAGGAAAAGCCAUGAAGUACCUGAAACCCCACCAACGCAAAGAAUCCCAUGCAGUGACCUUCUUUACUGGUCUCUUUGCAGGAUGCUUUACUGCUUUAUUUGCUGGUUACAUCGGGUUGGCCCACAUGGCGGGACUCUACACAAGGCAGACCAACCCCGUGUACAUGGAAACAGUGUAUCCUGUAUUUUGCAUGCUGAGCCUGCUGUUCCUUCACCUGUUCCUGUAUGGAUGCAACAUCCUCACCUGGAAGAGAGCUCGCAUCAACUACUGCUUCAUCUUCGAGUUCGCGCCCACACAGGAGCUGAAGUACAGGGACGUCUUCCUGGCGUGCGCCACCUGCAUGACCGCCGUCGUCGGCGUCAUGCUGGCUCAUCUCUAUAUCGUCGCAAAGGGCCACUCCUCCCCACAAGUGGACGCCAUCCCCGGUCUCCUCCUCCUGAUCUUUUUAGUGCUGCUGGUCUGUCCCUUUAACAUACUCUACAGAUCAACCCGUUACUGUUUCCUCAGAAUCCUACGGAAUAUUGUCUUGGCACCACUUUACAAGGUUGUCAUGGUAGACUUUUUCAUGGCUGAUCAGCUUUGCAGUCAGGUUCCCAUGCUAAGGAGCUUAGAGUAUGUGGCCUGCUACUACAUAACCGGAAGCUACAAGAUACAUGACUACAAUUUCUGCCACCAGUCCAAGCACUACAGAGAUCUUGUCUUUGCUGUUUCCUUCUUACCUUACUACUGGAGAGCAAUGCAGUGUGCGAGGCGAUGGUUUGAUGAAGGGGAGGGCAGCCAUCUUGUUAAUCUUGGCAAGUAUGUGUCUGCCAUGAUUGCAGCGGGGGCAAAGGUUGCAUAUGAAAGAGACAAGGGCGUUGGCUGGCUGGCCUUGCUUAUUAUAACCUCCAGCACCGCCACAAUCUACCAGUUGUACUGGGACUUUGUCAAGGACUGGGGCUUGCUGCAGCCCCGUUCCCGCAACCCUUGGCUAAGGGAUGAGCUGAUGCUCAGACACAAAGUCAUAUACUAUUUUUCCAUGGGCGUGAACCUUGUUUUUAGGUUGGCCUGGUUGCAGACUGCCCUCCAUUCCAACUUUGGCAGUGUGGACUAUAGGGUGACUGGAUUCUUUUUGGCAGCCCUUGAAGUGAUUCGAAGGGGUCAAUGGAACUUUUACAGGUUGGAAAAUGAGCAUUUGAAUAAUGCUGGCAAGUUCAGGGCUGUUAAGACUGUGCCACUGCCUUUCCAUGAGCUGGAUGAAGAUUAACAUUGGCCAACCAAAACUGUACAUGCCAUAAUUAUUAUAUGGCAUAAUGUACAAGCAAGAUAUAAAAAUAAAAAGCUCACUCCUUUUCAAAUUUGAUCGGAGAUCUA